CUAACGCGGUGACGUAUAGGACGUAUCGACGCCCGUGACUUGUGACUUGCGAAAUGGAGAAAGAAACCGAGAACAAGGCUCAGCCUUCUGGUUUUGUUCUUUCAUCAAACACACAUAUCGAUCAGCGAGGCAGUGUUGACAACAGCGGACUGGAUAGAAAAGAAGAAGCCACGGGAGACUUUGUGAAAGUGUUUGUUGCAGUGCGAGUCCAAGAUCCCCGCAUUCAGAACGAGGGUUCUUGGAAUUCAUACGUGGACUACAAAAUAUUCUUACAUACCAACAGCAAAGCCUUCACGGCCAAGACGUCCUGCGUUCGGCGGCGCUACAGCGAGUUUGAGUGGCUCAGGAAGAAGCUGCAGAAGAAUGCAGGCUUGGUUCCAGUCCCGGAUCUUCCUGGAAAAUCCUUCUUCUCCUUCAACAAUGAGGACUUUCUGGAGAAAAGGCGGAGGGGACUCCAAGUCUUCCUGGACAAAGUGGUGCACACCACCGUGUGUCUGUCAGACAGCCAGCUCCACCUCUUCCUGCAGACCCAGCUGCCGGUCGGUCACAUCCAGGACUGCGUCCAGGGACUGACGCCGUACUCGGUGACGGACGCCAUCCUCACCUACGCCUCGUCCAACCGGGGACUGGCUCAGGCUCAGCAGGAGGACUCCGUCAGGGAGCCCGGUCUCACCGUCUCUUACGAGUCCAUGGAAAGUCCAGCUCCUCACCUGCCGUACAUGCAACCGAACGCGACGCUCGGCUCCAAACCAGCGGCCGGUGGGGAUCCGGACCCUCUGGAAGACAUAUUGGAGCUCUGUGAGCAGAAGCCGGAUGAAACGCAGCGCAGGGGAAACGCCUCGAUAAGGAUCUCCCAGAGGAGCGACCAGCUGGAGGCCGUGGUGGAGGACGCCGGCUCCACGCAUGCUUCCUUCUACGUGGGCGAGAUCCUGGACGACUCGGGGAGCCUCAGCCCCUCGGAGCACAGCUGCGUGAUUCAGACUCCCGUGGAGGUGCACUCACCCAUGGAGACGGGCUUUGAAGACAGCGGCGAAGACAAAACCGAAGAAAGGAAAAAGUCAGAGUCUGAAAUUAAUGUGGCUUCUGCGACGGACAAUAACAACGUGGAAGUUGUGGAAAGCCUCUCUGAGACGCCCGAAGGCCGCCUCGCAGAAAUCGAAACAGGCUGCAAACGAGGCGAUGAAUCAAACGAGGCGCCCCUUGAGUCAGGAGCUCAGGCGGAGAGUCAGAACGUAAACGGCGAGUCAGAGGCCGAUCUCAGCGACUCACGCCGGCAAAUCCACCGAGAGGAAACUGAAAACGAGGACAGAGGCGAGAGCGACGAGGACAGCCGCUCGCUGCUGUCCUCCAACGAGAGCAUCAUCCGGUGUAGCGAGGAGGAGAGUCUGGGCGAGGAGAUGGACGACUCCGUGCGGGUGAAUUCGUCUCCGGACGAGGUCAAGGACCGGUCAGAGCUGGAGGGCUCCAGUCAGAACAUUUUGCACAUCAACGGAUUUAAGGAGAACAAAACGGACGCUGAGGACUGGGAGGAUAAUGACCGGCAGUACACAACUCCAGAGCCUAAACCAGCCGCUUCUGGCGGAGAUCUGACUGAAAACUGUGACUUUAGCAUCUUGGAGAACAGCUGUCAGUCCGGAGCAGAUGAAGGUGAAUUUACAGCGCAGGAAGCUCCAGCCUCGACACCUUUGGAGGGAUCAGAGGAGGUGUAGGUGCAUCAGUGGAGCUAAACCUACUCUGGCUGCUGCGCCAUCACUGAGCCAGAACCAUGGGUCUUUAGUCUUCUGUCAAAGAAACGUCAACAAGGCACAAACAAAGAGAUAUUCUGUUACAUGAAACCUAAAAACACAGUGCCUUGCAAUAGGAUUUAUGCUCUUUAAACUUUUUCAUACAUACACAUUUAUGUUUGCUGCAAACAGAAACUUCAGCAUAUUUCAUUGGGAUUAUGUUGCAGACCAGGACAAAGCAGCGUCGCGUUUCACAGACACCUAAAAAAAAUGCUGUAUGCAUUUUUACUUUGAACUUUACAUUAAUAGUUGUUUUAAAACUGUAUAAUUUACAAUUCUCCACAACUUUGUCUUGGUCUGCCACCUUAAAUCCCAAUAAAAUACAUUUAAAGUUUGUAGUUGUGACAAAAGUACAAGGGGUAUGAAUACUUCUGUAAGGCAUAAAUCAUCUUCACAAUGUUUCGUCACAGUAAAGAAAGGGCAUAUUAACACAAGAUCAACAGAUUUAAGUUCUCUCCUCUUGUUGCUGCUGCAGCUUUUAAAAAUAGCUGAUCGGAUAAAAAGAAUUAAGAAAAAAACAAACAAGCACGUUUUUCAUCAGUUUGAUCAAGCUGAUUUAUUUAUAUUGACCACCAGAGGGCACUAGACGUACAGAGUUCACAAAAAGAUGCUGCUUAAUUCCUAUUAUUUGCCGUCAACAUCUUAAACACGAUUUGAAUAAAGGAGAUACAUUAGAAUAAUGAGAUAAAGUGUUUAAAAUAUACUAGAUUGUUUUCCCAGAGCUUUUCUGCUGUUGGUGAAUUUUAUUUUGAAGUUCUACACAUGAAGGUGGCGUCGUUUUAAAUGGUCUUUAUUUAGUUUUUUUUUUUUUUUUUUUCAAAAUAACAAAGAUGUUAACCAAUAAAUAGACUUCACAUUAAUUGAACCAUCUGAAGAAGAGAACCUGUUUACGUUUGGGAGGAAUCGCUUAUUACGCUUGUUAUCAGGACCCCCAAAAAAUGAUCAUUUAAACAUGGUUUUUGGAGAAAGAAAUAGAAAUAUUUGUAUUUUUUUCACCCUUCCCUUAAUUCUAGUACACUGAAUUGUAGAUCCGUCAUGUUUGUAAGCAGCCAAAAAAAAAAAAAAAAAACAUUUUAAAGCUGUAAAAUGUUUCCAGGAAGGCCAGAAAAAAAAAUAUUUGGCAUCAUCCCAAUAAUUAAUAAUCCCCUCCUAAAUAAAUAUAGUCAAAUUAAAAAGGUCUAGGAGUUUUAUGCUGGGGAUCUUUUUUCAGGGAUGCUGGUAAAUUUGUUUACAUCUGCAGCAGUUCACCUGUGUUUACCCGAAUAGCCAUGUUCAGUUUCCAUUUAAAUUCAUCUGCACUCCUCCAGUAACACUUAGUCACAUUUUCUGGAUACUGGGCGUAAAUGUGGGCUGCUGUAAUUUCCUCCCGUAGUUUUUUUUUUUUUUUCCUAAACGUUCAUAUAUGACCCCUGAAUAUGUGAGUCUGAUGUCCCACUGGUCAAAACCUGGUGAUUUGAUCCGAGAUCUGUUUUCACACUACCUACUGCUUCACACGCCUGUGAUUUCUGCUGCAUUUUAAAAGGGACCUGCAGGUGUUUCUAUUUCAUGUGUUUUGAAGUAAAAUAAAAGAGAAUGUGGAUCGAAAAGGGUUA
Messenger RNA from Poecilia latipinna (sailfin molly), 3376 nucleotides. RefSeq names its product sorting nexin 11 (gene snx11). Gene Ontology annotation, cellular component: endosome. Bases 54 to 1709 code for a protein of 551 amino acids. The transcript has 6 exons. NCBI's taxonomy places the organism in Eukaryota, Metazoa, Chordata, Actinopteri, Cyprinodontiformes, Poeciliidae. Gene Ontology annotation, biological process: intracellular protein transport; vesicle organization. Gene Ontology annotation, molecular function: phosphatidylinositol phosphate binding. The record is from RefSeq and is a predicted model, not a curated record.